Molecule: messenger RNA, 1701 nt
Organism: Abrus precatorius (Indian licorice)
Lineage: Eukaryota; Viridiplantae; Streptophyta; Magnoliopsida; Fabales; Fabaceae
Product: zinc finger CCCH domain-containing protein 11
Exons: 8
Coding region: 241-1323 (360 amino acids)
Biological process (GO): cytoplasmic translation
Cellular component (GO): cytosol
Molecular function (GO): mRNA binding; metal ion binding
Source: RefSeq, a predicted model, not a curated record
UCCACGAUAGCCCGACACGUCAACACCUCUGAAGAGUUAGAGGGUAAAUCGGGAAAUUUAAAAUUUGGAGUCUCGACCCUCUCCGGUUCUUCAAACCCUAACCAAACCGCACCACACCAUUCAAUUUCUGGCGGAGGGAACGUCAUCGUCUCGUAACGCAUAGCACCACAUUGUCACCCCCUCAAACACUAAUUUUUCUCAUCCCUUUCUUCGUUCCCAAUUCUCCAAGGCUAUUAAUUCAUGCCGCCCAAGCAGCAAUCCAAAGCUGAUUUAGCGAAGAAGCAGAAGAUCGUAGAGGACAAAACCUUCGGUCUCAAGAACAAAAACAAGAGCAAAAAUGUUCAGAAAUAUGUUCAGAACCUCAAGCAAUCCGUGCAGCCCAAGCCCGAUGCUUCCAAAGUCGCUGCCAAGAAAAAGAAGGAGGAAGAGAAGGCCAAGGACAAGGAGUUAAAUGAUUUGUUCAAAAUUGCUGUUAGUCAGCCUAAAGUGCCAGUUGGUGUUGAUCCAAAGUCCAUAUUGUGUGAGUUUUUUAAAGUGGGGCAGUGUGCUAAGGGUUUCAAGUGCAAGUUCUCCCAUGAUUUGAAUGUUCAGAGGAAAGGGGAAAAGAUUGACAUUUAUAGUGAUACACGUGACCAGGAAACGAUGGAGGAUUGGGAUCAAGAGACCUUGGAGAAGGUGGUGGAGUCGAAGAAAACAGAGUAUAAUCAGAACAAACCAACUGACAUAGUCUGUAAAUACUUUUUGGAAGCAGUGGAGAAGAAGCAAUAUGGUUGGUUCUGGGUCUGCCCCAACGGGGGUAAGAGUUGCCACUAUAGACAUGCUCUCCCCCCCGGAUAUGUUUUAAAAUCUCAAAUGAAGGCUCUAUUAGAGGAGGAAACUGAAAAAAUAACAAUAGAGGAGGAGAUUGAAAAUCAGCGUGCCAAAGUGGCAACUACAACUCCUAUGACUCCUGAGUUAUUCAUGGAAUGGAAGAAGAAGAAGAUAGAAGAGAGAGAUGCCAAUUUGGCUGCAGAACAGGCGGAGAGGGCUAAGAAUGAUCGCAUGAGUGGUCGUGAGCUAUUUUUGUCAGAUGCUAGCUUGUUUGUGGAUGAUGCUGAAGCAUAUGACAAGUACCAAAGAGAACCAGAAUCUUAUGUCACUGAACAGAAUGCAAAUGGGAAUGCUGGUGAUGAGGGUCCUAGUACCUCAACAGCUAGUGCUUAUGCUGAAGAUCCUGAUGAUGUUGAUGUCAACGAAGACGAUGAUGAUGAUGAACUGGACAUGGAUGAGUUGAAUGAAUUGGAAGCAAGCUUAUCUAAAACAUCAAUUCAAAUAAAGGAGUAAGGAGCUGGAACUUAUUUCUGUGAAUCAGUUAUAACCUCCAUGUGAUAUUUUUCUGUGCCUGAUGCACACAUAGAGCACGUGCCUGUCGCCAUUAGCACUUCUUUCUUUUAAGAAAAUUUUUGAAUGAAGCCUUUGAUGAUAAUGAAGUUAUUGUUCUCAACUUUGCAUUUGGUUAGAAUAAUUGCCAGUGUGAGAUAAUUUACUGCACACAUUUUUGUUGUUUGAACAUUAGGUUGUCUUGGGUAGUUUGUACCUAGUUUUGUUGAUGAGUAUGUCUAUUUCAGUAAUCAACGAUGGGGAUCUUCUGUAUUGCUUUAUGGUUUGUUCUCCUUAUUAACACUGAAGCGUAAAAUGGCACUGUGGCUUCUUUUGGAUGUU